This is a messenger RNA of Ochotona princeps (American pika), 1406 nucleotides long. RefSeq names its product chromosome 2 C1orf56 homolog (gene C2H1orf56). The record is from RefSeq and is a predicted model, not a curated record. Lineage: Eukaryota; Metazoa; Chordata; Mammalia; Lagomorpha; Ochotonidae. Bases 198 to 1214 code for a protein of 338 amino acids. Gene Ontology annotation, biological process: regulation of cell population proliferation. The transcript is spliced from 2 exons.
AGGCGCCCCUGAGGCUGGGGACGCGCCCACGCGCGGGCCGGGAGGGACGUGGCUCGUGCUGGGAGCCCGUGGCCUCGGUUCAAACGACCCCACCCCGGCGGGUCGGCGUGUUGGCCGAGAGCCGCAGGGAGGCAGAGAAGGUAGGAGCCCGGGCCUCCCUCAGCUGGCCUCCUUCCCGCUCCGAGCCACCCAGCUCCAUGGUCCCCGCCGCCGGCGCGCUGCUCUGGGCCCUGCUGCUGAGUCUGGAGCCUCUGGCGGCGGGGGCCCAAAGCCAGACCCAGUCGUCCACCACGACGCAGCGGGCCACCUUCCGCUUUGGAGGCCCCGGCCCUGCCCGCAGCCACCGGAGCACCGUCGGCCCGCCCCGCACCGAUCUCCCCAGGAAGCCUAGGAUAACCUUGGAGGAUGAGAAUGACGCAGUGGCCACUGCUGACCGCCUGGCAGGCCCUGCGGCUACCGAGCUUCUGGCGACGGUGACAGGCAUCGCCCGGGGCUCUGAAUCCAGCUUCGGUGAAGAUGAGACUUUGGAAGAGGGAGUUGUGAUUAAUGCCAGAAAAAAUAACAGUAGGAUGGCGCUUCCUCCCACUUCGACCUCUGGUCCCAGCUCCAGCACGGGGAGGUUCGCGGCCAAUACACAAGAGCGGGAAAUCAGGCUAACCACAAACUUGCCACGGACCACCAUGAAACCCAAGGACAUUCUGUCCUCUGAGGUCACCCUGAACCGUUGGUCGACCCCAGGCUCCACCCCAAGCCGAUGGCCGGCACCCUCGCACACGGCCAUGCCACCUCCCGAGGAUCUGCAGCUGGUGCUGAUGCCAUGGGGCCCGUGGCACUGUCACUGCAAGUCAGGCACCAUGAGCCGGACGCGAUCCGGGAAGCUACAGGGCCUCUCUGGACGCCUUCGAGUGGGAGCCCUGAGCCAACUCCACACGGAGCACCGACCUUGUACUUACCAGCAGUGUCCCUGCAACCGGCUGCGGGAGGAGUGCCCCCUGGAUGCGGAUCUCUGUGCAGACAACAACUGCUCUCCGACCACCACCACCCAGACCACCACCCCGGCCCCCAUCCGCCCCAGCCACAGAACGCUCAGCCCACCCCCCAGUCCCAGCCCGGCUUUGGCUUUUUGGAAACGAGUCAGGAUUGGCCUGGAGGAUAUUUGGAACAGCCUGUCUACAGUGUUCACAGAGAUGCAACCAGAAAAGAAGCAGACGUGAUGACCGCUCUAUCCACAAAAGGAGGCAGGACCUCGGCCGCCCCUUCCCUUUCAACCCCCAGCACCCACUAUAUAUUUUUAGUACAAAACUGGAACCGAUAAUUAUUAUUUGGGCUUGUUUCUUUUUUACAGAGGUAUCUGAGGGAGGCAAGUCCCUAAGUCUUUUCAAUCAUAAACUGAACUUUGUCCUUUA